This is a messenger RNA of Anoplopoma fimbria (sablefish), 1299 nucleotides long. It is a transcript of the gene dio3a, whose product is annotated as iodothyronine deiodinase 3a. Lineage: Eukaryota; Metazoa; Chordata; Actinopteri; Perciformes; Anoplopomatidae. The transcript has a single exon. Gene Ontology annotation, molecular function: thyroxine 5'-deiodinase activity. The record is from RefSeq and is a predicted model, not a curated record.
GAUUCAUUCAAAUCUGCCGGUGCUAUAAAAAGAGGGGAAGUUGCAAGUAACCCAACUUCAACCCACAAGAUCGUGGCACAGCAUAAGACCAGGGUAGUUAUUCAAGGUGAUAAUGAAUAAAGCUAUUAAAAAUGCAAUAGUCUGUCUAGUCCUGCUGCCUCGUUUUCUAAUGGCAGCAGUCAUGUUCUGGCUGCUUGACUUUCUAUGCAUAAGGAGAAGGGUUUUCUUCAGGAUGAAGGAGCAGGAGGGAGAUGCCAUCGACCCUCCUCUCUGCAUAUCCGACUCCAAUCGUCUCUUCAGCCUGGAGUCCCUCAAGGCUGUGUGGCACGGCCAUAAGCUGGACUUUCUGAAGGCAGCUCAUCUCGGUCACGGAGCUCCCAACACUGAAGUUGUCCAGCUGGAGGAUCAGCAGCAUCGCAGCAGCCACAUCCUCGAUUACGCAAAAGACAAAAGACCUCUCAUCCUCAACUUUGGGAGCUGCACCUGACCACCGUUCAUGGCUCGUCUGAAGGCUUUCCAGGGAGUCGUGCAGCAGAACGGAGACAUAGCAGACUCUGUGGUGGUGUACAUCGAGGAAGCACACCCUUCCGACGGCUGGAUGAGCACUGAUGCUCCCUAUCAGAUCCCCAGACACCGGUGUCUGCAGGACAGGCUGGAGGCUGCACAGCUGAUGCACCUGGAGAUGCCCGGUUGUCCUGUCGUGGUGGACACUAUGGAGAACUCCUCCAAUGCUGCAUACGGAGCCUAUUUCGACAGACUUUACAUCCUGCAGGAGGGGAAUGUGGUGUACCAGGGAGGCAGAGGACCUGAGGGGUAUCGGAUCACAGAGCUCAGAGACUGGCUCGAUCAAUACAGAGCAACGCUGCAGAAACCCAGCAAUCCAGUUAUUAAUGUGUAGAUUCUUAUAUUUGUAUAGCUGCACUCACAGGAAAUAUUUAACCCUAACUUUUAAGAUUUAUGUAAUUUAAUUAAUAACAAAGUUCCAUUUGAUUUUUUAAAUAUUUUGAACAUAAACCUAUAAUAAACUUUACAUGAUCCAUAUGCAUCAGUGUAAUAAAGCCUAUUCAUUUGAAAUGCAUAUUCCUAUGCUAUGAUGAAAAUGCUGCGUUUUUCAGUAUUAUAACUCCAAUUAGAUCUGCGUCAAUAAUGGUUUAAGUAUUUAUUUUUAAUCAGUUCAAUAGGAUGCACUAGACUAGGAGGCUCCUUUUAUGUCAUAUUGGAAAAUCCAGACGUCCUGCUACAAAAAAAGGUUUGUUUGCACCUUGAUUGUUUGUGAAAGAAAAUGAUUUUGUGUGUGAA